AUGUCGGCGCCGUUGGCUAAACAUCAGUCCCUAUUUGCCCCGGCCGCUUCUGAUAUGCUCGCGUACUCUUCUGCUCGCAUGCCUAACGGACAUCCGCGAGCUGGACAUCACUUUCUCACUUUCUUCGUCGCUGCGAGACCCGAGCCGUUGCAGUCCGGACACCACUCUGUCUCCUCUCGCCAUCGUCGGCAUUGUGUUAUGGCCAUGUGCGUGUGCUCUCCUCUCUCCACACGUCUCCACAAUUUGUAUGGCCUCUCGAUAUCUCUUCUCUCUUUUUCUCUUUCGCCUUCUUCAGUCGCUCUGUUCUGCGGCAUAGACGGUCCCCCUUUCCGGGCUUCCUCCCCUGCUUUCACUGGCUCCCUCCUCUCUCUCGUCUCGUCCCCCUUUCGAUUUGAAUUCAAAAUUUUUAGCGCGCGCAAGCAGGGGCACCUACGCAGGCACCCCUCCCACUUGGCACGAAUCCAAUGCUGCGUCUCUUGUUUUUGCUUAUGUCAGGUGGAAGAGGGUCCAUGGUUCUCGCACGGAAAAGUCUGCGUGGGUGCCCUUUCUCGUCCCCCUCUCUCUGCUCGCCUCAUUACUACUUCAAAUUGGGCCUAAUUCUUCAUUUUGCGCGCAUUUUUCUCCUAAAUGUCGACGUUUCUUCUUCCUAUGUUGUGCAGUAUUAAAUAAUUUUCAGGUAUACUUUGCUCAACAACAACCUAUCGGGUUCAUAAUGGAAACUUCCGAGCUGGUCAAGGAGAAGCCCGACAUCGGUGCCGUGCCGAUCCUUACCGUGGAAACCGAGAAGAAUGACAGCGGAAGUAAGUUAUUUUGCUAACGUUUUUUUUCUAGUUCACACCACUUACAGAAAACCCGGCCAAGGUAGGCGUCGCGACUCCAGAAGCUCAGAAAACCGAUGGAAAAGAGGAUCCGGAGGAGCUUCUCUCGGAGAAGGAGGUGGCCGAGGAGCUUCUCGCGAAGAAGGAAAAAGCCGAUGAGGAUCCGAAGGAGCUUCUGAAGGAGAAGCAGGAGGCCGAUGAGGAUCCGAAGGAGCUUUUAAAGGAGAAGCAGGAGGCCGAUAAGGAUCCGAAGGAGCUUCUGAAGGAGAAGCAGGAGGCCGAUGAGGAUCCGAAGGAGCUUCUGAAGCAGAAGCAGGAGGCCGAUGAGGAUCCGAAGGAGCUUCUGAAGCAGAAGCAGGAGGCCGAUGAGGAUCCGAAGGAGCUUCUGAAGGAGAAGCAGGAGGCCGAUGAGGAUCCGAAGGAGCGUCUGAAGAAGAAGCAGGAGGCCGAUGAGGAUCCGAAGGAGCUGUUGAAGGAGAAGCAGGAGGCCAAGGAGGAUCCGAAGGAGCGUUUGGAAGAGAAGAAGGUCGAGGCCGAAACGGACGAGCUCGAGCCGGUUGCCAAGAAGGCAAAGAAGGAGGAGGGUAAGUGAGGGAGAAAAGGGGGCAAUAGGGCCCAUUGCGAGCAAGAGGGAGAGGGAGAGGCAACUAAUUGAUUGCAUUGCAGCUAAGAACGGCGACGGUCUCAUCACCAUCUCCGACGAAAGUUACGACGACGACGACGACGACGAGAAUUCGGACGCCGGCACGAUCGUGAUCUCCGACGGAAGCGGCGACGAAGCCUCCAACGACAAGGACGAAGAGGAGGACAACAAAGAGUCCGAGGCCAAGGAGGACGAGGACGUGGAGGAGCAGCAGAAGAAGAACUAG
Molecule: messenger RNA, 1687 nt
Organism: Caenorhabditis sp. 36 PRJEB53466
Lineage: Eukaryota; Metazoa; Nematoda; Chromadorea; Rhabditida; Rhabditidae
Source: the annotation of a GenBank genome assembly